GCUGCAUAGAUAGUUGCGGCUCGUUCGCGUGUCCAGUGAUUUAAUUUCGGAACCAAGAAAAUGUCAAAGUUACCCUGCAGCUACGAUGCGGAGAAGCGGAUCUGGAAGGGCAUCCAGAUGAGAUGUGACUACAAGCCCGACACCUCUCUGGGAAAGAUCAUCUUCAAGAACAUGAGGAAUUGGCCAAAGAACGUCUGCCAGAUCUCGGACACUGAGGAGGUGGAAGUCACCUUCCAGCAGGCCCUCCCCUGGGCUAUACGCAUUGCCCAGCAGCUGAAGAAACGUGGCUUGACGCACACCGAUGUCAUCGGCAUCAGUGCCAAGAACACCACCUACGUGAUGCCCACAGCUGUGGGAUGUCUCUUCAAUGGCACACCCUUCCAGUCGGUGAAUCCAGUGCUUGAAGAAUCAACCAUCAAGCAUCUGUAUACUAUCUCAAAGCCCAAGCUGGUCUUCUGUGAUGCUUCCAACUAUGACAAACUAUAUUCGGCCACCUCUGAUUUCAAGCCAGAAAUCAUAACCCUAACGGGUACCGUCGAGGGAGUGCUCACAAUUCAGGAUCUGCUGGAGCCCACCAAAACGGAAUUCUUUUACCAGCCGGAACCUCUGAAGGCGGGACCAAACCAGACCCUGGCCAUCCUGACCUCUUCGGGCACCACGGGAAUGCCCAAGGCUGUGUGUGUAGCCAACGAGAUUCUCAUCCAAGAGACAACUUUUGUGAAUGGUUUCGACACCAUCUUCAUUUCGGCCAGUCUGGACUGGAUCACUGGUCUGUGGGCCUGCAUCUUCAGCACCGUGAAUGGCUGCACCCGCAUCAUCAGCAGCAAGCCCUUCAGCCCCGAUUACUUUGUGUAUCUGGUGGAGAAGUACAAGAUCACCUAUGCCCUCAUUCCACCGGAGCACUUCUGCUCCCUGGCCGACUGCCCCGAGGCGACACCCGAGGCUCUCGCCAGUCUGACGAAGUUCAACUUCGGCGGCGGCCGCAUGUCUCAGGCCACGCUGCAGCGCAUCCAGUCGCUGGCCAAGAACGCCAUCUUCAACUCCGCCUACGGCAUGACGGAGGUGGGCUUCAUGGUCUUCAACCACGGCCAUGCCAAGCUGACAGCCGCGGGCAAUCCCUUGCCCAACAUGCAGCUCCGCAUUGUCGACGAUAAUGGCAUCAAUCUGGGAUACAACCAGACGGGCGAGAUCUAUGCCCACAAUGGGUACGUGUGGAACGGCUACUAUGGCGAUCCGGAGGCCACUCGUGUGAUGCAGGAUGAAGAUGGCUGGUUCCACACCGGGGACAUGGGCUACUUUGACGAGGACGACUUCUUGUACAUCACCGACCGCAAGAAGGAGGUGCUCAAGUGGAAGGGUCUUCAGUUCUGGCCCACCGAGGUCGAGAACGUCAUCCUCGAGCUGCCGGAGGUUAAGCGCGUCUGUGUCGUGGGCAUCUACGACGAGACCCAGGGCGAUGCCGGCGGUGCCCUGAUUGUAAGGGAGGCGGACACCAAUAUUACCGCUCAGCAAAUCAUAGACCAUGUGGCCAAGCGUCUGCCCGACACUCAGAAGCAGCUCCGCGCCGGAGUCCAGUUCGCAGAAGAGAUCCCCCAGAAUCAUAACGGCAAGGCUGUGCGCCGCUAUGCCCGCGAUCUGUUCCUGGCCCUCUCCAAAAAAUGAACACCAGCAAGGACCACUGUGGAAUAAUUCAUACUACUAUCCAUUAUAUAUAUUUGUUAAGUUAGAGGAACUAUAAUGCAUUUGAUUGCGA
Molecule: messenger RNA, 1753 nt
Organism: Drosophila subobscura
Lineage: Eukaryota; Metazoa; Arthropoda; Insecta; Diptera; Drosophilidae
Product: 4-coumarate--CoA ligase 1
Exons: 5
Coding region: 61-1662 (533 amino acids)
Biological process (GO): fatty-acyl-CoA biosynthetic process; long-chain fatty acid metabolic process
Molecular function (GO): long-chain fatty acid-CoA ligase activity
Source: RefSeq, a predicted model, not a curated record